This is a messenger RNA of Aplysia californica (California sea hare), 1326 nucleotides long. Its product is annotated as gastrula zinc finger protein XlCGF26.1. Lineage: Eukaryota; Metazoa; Mollusca; Gastropoda; Aplysiida; Aplysiidae. The transcript is spliced from 2 exons. Gene Ontology annotation, biological process: regulation of transcription by RNA polymerase II. The record is from RefSeq and is a predicted model, not a curated record. Bases 1 to 1326 code for a protein of 441 amino acids. Gene Ontology annotation, molecular function: RNA polymerase II cis-regulatory region sequence-specific DNA binding; DNA-binding transcription factor activity, RNA polymerase II-specific. Gene Ontology annotation, cellular component: nucleus.
AUGAAUACAACUGUCGUUCGGGAAAAUAAUGCUGCAACAAAUCUGUUACUGUCGGGGUUCACAGGUGAGGUAGAUAUCUCGUCCAGUCAGCUGUUGCAAUCAGACGAGAAGAAUAUCCUUUCUGGUCAGACGGCACAAUUGGACGAGGAGGCAACAGGCAUCUCCUCCUUGGCGGUAAACACGUCGCAACGAGGCCGCGGCGAUAAAAACCGUCCCUUCCAGUGUGACCUGUGUGGCAAGGGCUUCAAACGUCGCGCUCACCUCCAGGACCACCAGGUGAGGCACAGCAAGGUCAAGGCCUUUGAGUGCGACGUCUGCCACGCCCGGUUCGGCCUCAAGCACGUCUUACAGGCACACCAGCGUCUGCACUCAGGGGAGAAACCGUUCCGCUGCGAGUUUUGCGGUCUUAGCUUCACUCAGCACGGGACGCUCAUACGGCACCAUCUCACACACACGGGGUUCAAGCGCUUCCGCUGCGACCUGUGCAACAAGCGGUUUGCUUGUAAACGCGACAUGACGUCCCACGCCAUACGGCACCUCGGCGAGCGCGUCUACGGCUGUGAUACGUGCGGCAAGAAGUACACCAACCCCAAGACGCUGGCCUCGCACAAAUACUACGUGCACAGCGCGGAGAGGCGCUACGUUUGCGACACGUGCGGCCUGGCCUUCAAGAUGAAAGGGUCGCUGAUGAACCACAAGUUGCUGCACAGCGGGGAGAAACGGUUCGCCUGCGACGUCUGCGACAAGAGGUUUGCCCGCAAGAAGGACAUGCAGACACACAGGGUGCGACACUCGGGCCUGAAGCUGUUUGCCUGCGAGGUGUGCGGGAAAACGUUCAGCAGCAAGAGCGAGCGGACGGUGCACAGCAAAACCCACACGGCGGAGCGCCUCUAUGUGUGCGCGGUGUGCGGCAAGGACUUCAACCAGAAGCGCAACCUCACCAAGCACCUGCAGCGCCACACGGGCGUCAAGCUGUUCCAGUGUCAGCAGUGCGACAAACGCUUCGCCGCAGACCGAGACCGGCGGGAGCACGAGCUCACGCACACGCGGGACCGGCCGCACGCUUGCGACAUCUGCGGGAAGACGUUCCGGCAGAGGUCGCACCUCAGGGGUCAUCGGCUGACGCACUCGGAUCUGCGGCCCUUUGUGUGCACUGUGUGUAAUAAAGGUUUCACCAUGCGGUGGCGGCUCACCUCGCAUCAGAAGACUCACUUGGGAGGAGGGGGAGGGGGAGCUGGAGCUGGAGGGGGAGCGGGAAGGGGAGCGGGAGCGGGAGGGGGAGCGGGAGGACAGCCACUUGCUGCCCACAACUUGCCGGUGACGUAG